AUGGAUAUUCCACAAACACAAGAAGACAUCGAUGUCCAGAUCAAAGAAAUGCAACGCAAAAGACAAAAACUUAUAUCCGAAUCAAAUAACAAUGGCGUACGUUUAGGAGAAACUGGCAUAUUCGAUAGGGAAAUUUACAGUAGAAACGACGAAAAGUAUGAAGGAUAUGUCAGUUCUAUUCCGACUCAUAAUGAUUCUGACAAUGAUGAAGACGAGGAAGAAUUUAGAUAUGCUAAAGAACCAGGACAAGCUUACGCUGUUUUAUUCAAUAUCAAUACGCCAAAAAACGAGCUGGAUGUAUUAGCUGAUCGAAAACGUCCCACAAUUGCCGACAGAGAAGAUGAGUAUAAAGAAAACCGAAGAAAGAGGAUCAUUUCUCCCGAACGUGUCGAUCCUUUUGCAGAUAACGGAAAAACCCCUGAAGCUAACGCCAGAGGAUUUAUGCAAAUCAUGAAAGAAACCCUUCUACAAAGCAAGGAAAUCGAGUUGAAAAAGCAUAUCAAAGAAAAAGCAGACAAAAGAACCUUGACAAUAAUCGAAAACGUAGACCUUAAACUUGUACCCAAAAAAAAAGGCAGGUGGGAUCAAACCCUCAAGCCAGAAUCAGAUCUAAACGACACGCCAAUUUGUAAAAAUUGGAACCAAACACCGGUUCAUCAAGGAACUGAAACUCCAGGGCUCACGCCAAGUCAAUCUACCCGCAUGUGGGAACUGACUCCCGAUGUGACUACACCAGGACACGGAGCUUCAAUUUUAUCAAAAAAGAGUGGCUGGGACAACACACUGAAAGCUGAAGAGGAUGCAUAUGGUUGGGUUGCUACUCCAAGAACACAAUCCGAUAGAAUUCAAGAAACACCAGAUUCAUCUAAACGUAGAUCUAGAUGGGAUCAAACUCCUUCAAUUGUUGGAACUCCUUUAGUUGCUGCUUCUGUUGUUAGUACACCUUCAAGAACGCCUUAUGAGACUCCUGUACACAAAAUUCCUGUAUUAACUCGAGGUGGAUCGACUCCUAUUGGUAUUAAAGCUAAGUCGAUGACAACGCCCUCGCCAGCUUUUAUGACUCCUGAACAGCUCCAUGAUUUCAGAUGGAUGCAAGAAAUUGACAAAAGAAAUGGGGCUUAUUCAGACGAGGAACUUGACUGUUUGUUCCCUCAAGGAUAUAAAAUUUUGCCACCGCCUGUGGGUUACGCACCAGUCAUAAAUGUUGGCAGAAAAUUAACUGCUACUCCAACACCAUUGGUCGGCCAAAGUCAAUUAGGAUUUUUCAUGCAAUCGAGCGAUAAGUUUAUUCAAUACGCGGAUGAUCAACCCAAAGAAGAAAAUUUACCUUUCAUGAAGCCCGAGGAUGCUCAGUAUUUCAGUAAAUUAUUGGUUGAUGUUGAUGAAACCUCUUUGGGUCCGGAAGAAGAAAAAGAACGCAUAAUAAUGAAGCUUUUAUUGAAAAUAAAAAAUGGCACUCCACCAAUGCGUAAAUCAGCCUUGAGACAAAUCACUGCGAAGGCUAGAGAGUUUGGAGCUGCAGCACUGUUUAAUCAAAUAUUGCCUUUACUAAUGAGCCCUGUCAUGGAAGAUCAAGAGCGACAUUUCCUGGUUAAGGUUAUCGACAGAAUUUUAUACAAGUUGGACGAUUUGAUACGGCCCUAUGUCCACAAAAUUCUUGUGGUUAUUGAACCUUUGCUAAUUGAUGAAGAUUAUUUUUCUCGCAUUGAAGGCCGUGAAAUUAUUUCGAAUGUUGCUAAAGCUGCAGGUUUAGCCACAAUGAUUUCAACUAUGAGACCUGAUAUCGAUAAUAUUGAUGAAUAUGUUAGAAACACAACUGCAAGAGCUUUUGCAGUUGUAGCAUCGGCUUUGGGUGUUCCAUCGAUGUUACCUUUCUUAAAGGCUGUUUGUAAGUCGAAAAAAUCUUGGCAAGCUAGACACACUGGUAUUAAAAUCGUUCAGCAAAUUGCUAUUUUAAUCGGUUGUGCUGUUUUGCCCCAUUUAAAAGCUUUGGUCAGCAUUAUCGAGCAUGGUUUGUUGGACGAACAACAAAAAGUGAGAACUAUUACUGCUUUAGGUAUUGCUGCUUUGGCUGAAGCUGCUACUCCUUAUGGAAUUGAGAGUUUUGAUUCGACAUUGAAACCAUUGUGGCGGGGUAUUAGAGUUCAUCGUGGUAAAGGAUUGGCUGCUUUUUUGAAAGCUAUUGGCUACUUGGUUCCUCUUAUGGAUGCUGAAUAUGCCAAUUACUAUAUUAAAGAAGUCAUGUUGAUUUUGAUUAGAGAGUUUCUGUCUCCGGAUGAAGAAAUGAAGAAAAUUGUAUUGAAAGUAGUGAUGCAGUGUUGUUCUACUAAUGGAGUGGAGGCAGAAUAUAUUAAAAAGGAAAUCUUGCCACUGUUUUUUAAAAGUUUUUGGACUCGCCGAAUGGCUAUGGACAGACGCAAUUAUAAACAUGUAGUAGACACUACUAUUGAAAUAGCCAACAUAGUAGGAGCGCCUGAAAUUCUACACAGAAUAGUAGACGAUCUUAAAGACGAACACGAAAAUUACAGACAAAUGGUGAUGGAAACUAUUGAUAAAAUCAUAGGCAACGUGGGAACGGCUGACAUUGAUUCCAGAUUGGAAGAACAACUUAUUGACGGCCUGCUGUAUGCUUUUCAGGAACAAACCACUGAAGAUUUUGCGAUACUUGAUGGCUUUGGUAGAAUCGUUAAUAAUUUGGGCAAAAGAGUAAAAGCGUACUUACCACAAAUUUGUGGCACAAUCCUGUGGCGGUUAAAUAACAGAUCUGCCAAGGUUCGACAACAAGCGGCGGAUUUGAUAAGUAAAAUAGCAAUAGUAAUAAAAACCUGUCAAAAUGAAAAACUUUUGGCCCAUUUAGGAAUCGUACUCUAUGAAUAUUUAGGCGAAGAGUAUCCAGAAACUUUGGGCUCUAUUCUUGGAGGUCUCAAAGCUAUUGUGAGUGUUAUAGGUAUGACAAACAUGAAUCCGCCAAUCAAAGACUUGCUACCACGUUUGACGCCUAUACUUAAAAAUCGUCAUGAAAAGGUACAAGAAAAUUGUAUUGACUUGGUUGGUCGAAUUGCUGACAGAGGCACCGAGUAUGUUAGCGCAAGAGAAUGGAUGAGAGUUUGUUUUGAGCUUUUGGAACUUCUUAAAGCCCAAAAGAAAGCUAUUCGUAGGGCCGCAGUGAAUACUUUCGGGUAUAUAGCAAAAGGAAUCGGUCCACAUGAUGUUUUAGCUACAUUAUUGAACAACUUGAAAGUACAGGAACGUCAAAACAGAGUCUGUACCACUGUGGCUAUUGCCAUUGUUGCAGAAACUUGCUCUCCGUUUACAGUACUGCCAGCUUUGUUAAACGAAUAUAGAGUACCCGAAUUGAACGUGCAAAAUGGUGUUUUGAAAUCAUUAUCCUUUUUGUUUGAGUAUAUUGGGGAGAUGGCUAAAGAUUAUAUUUACGCUGUAGUGCCUCUUUUAGAAGACGCCUUGAUGGACAGAGACAUAGUGCACAGACAAACAGCAUGCGCUGCCAUAAAACAUAUAGCUCUAGGAGUAUACGGUCUAGAUUGUGAAGAUGUUUUAGUCCAUCUCCUAAAUUACGUUUGGCCAAAUGUAUUUGAAACGUCUCCUCACUUAAUCCGAGCAUUUAUGGAAGCCAUCGAGGGCCUGCGAGUUUCUCUUGGACCUAUCAAGCUAUUGCAGUACACGUUGCAAGGUUUGUUCCAUCCAUCUAGGAAGGUGAGAUGUGUUUAUUGGAAAAUUUAUAAUUCACUUUAUAUUGGUGGGCAAGAUGCUUUGGUUGCUGGCUAUCCAAGAGUUUCUGAUGAUAAUAAGAAUCAGUAUGCACCUUGGGCUGAAGUUUGCAGAAGAGACCACAUCGAAAACACGCCACUGUCUCCUCAUAUGGACCCGCUUUUGUUGCAAAAUAAACAUCUCAAUUUGGACGGUAGCAAAUUGAAAAAUUUAGGGUUCACUUUGACUGUUCCCCGGCCGACAGUUGAAAAACUAAAAGAAAUCAUCGACGACUAUGUUAAAAUGAAAGUCUUUCCUGUAUCUUUAGCUUCAUAAAAAAUAAUUGAGACAAGAAAAUCUAUCGUUUUCAUUGUAGUUUUACAAAUUAUAGCAUUUUUCUGUAGCUUGCAAGAUGCAAGCCAUUAUAUAAUAAUAUGAUGCCUUUUGAGUUAAAUUAGGAAAACUUCAUUCUUGUAAAGAUUUUUUAGUUUUUCAAUUGUUGCCCUUUUGGCAUUAAAAAUAAUAAAAUCGAUAUUUAAUAUUGUGGUCCUUUGUAGCAACCCAAAGUGACCUCGCCCUUUGAAGUGUCUUAAAUGUUGUUAAAAUAAAAUUAAGUCUAUAAACGUUGUUAUUUCUUGUUUAACUUGAAUUUUAAAUUAACUACAAGUCAAUAGCAUAAUGUGUUAUAUUUUAUUAAAUACUUUGUGAUGUUGAUGUAAUUGCAAUCUUCCAUUACUAUAAGCACAAUAGUUUCUGGCUUGUAAUUCAAAGUUAUAACAUGAGUGAUGUUAAUGCACAAAUAUUUAAAAGGCUUUAUACAAACUAACCCAAUCCAAUAUAUUAUUUCUUUUAGAAUCUUAUGCAUAUUACGCUUUAAAAUUAUAUACAAUUUUAGUUAUAGUUAGGUAGGUAGGUACUUAAAAUAAUUUGGCAAUCUAUACAUUCCAUGAUACCUAUAUAAAAUUGUGAUGUAUUAAAUUUUGGAAUAUUAUUAUUGUGAUUUAUACCCUAUUGUAUUCAAGAUAGGUUUUGAUUAAUUAAUUUUCCUUUCCAAAGAUCGGAAUAAUAGAUUUCUAUGAAAUUUAUUGGUUUUCAGAAAUAGUCAAGUCAAUUUAUUGAUUUUGGAUUGGAAAAUUUUAUAUUCAAAUUUAUAUUAAUAGGGAGUAAGCUUUAAGCCAUACUAAUCAAUUAUUUUAGACCUUAUAAUAUAGUUCCCUCUGAAAUAAAAAUUGCUCAAAAUUAAUUUUACAAUAAUGUUAAAUGAUAUGAAAAAUAAUGUAAUUGUUAAAGUUAAUUUUUUUUUUCUUAUUUGAUAGGUAUUUGAAUAUAAUUAAAUGUGUAUUCUUUA
Messenger RNA from Ceutorhynchus assimilis (cabbage seed weevil), 5056 nucleotides. The record is from the annotation of a GenBank genome assembly. NCBI's taxonomy places the organism in Eukaryota, Metazoa, Arthropoda, Insecta, Coleoptera, Curculionidae.